AUGAAGUACGUCCUGGUCUCGGGUGGUGUCAUUUCCGGCAUCGGAAAGGGUAUUACUGCCUCUUCCACCGGGUUGUUGCUGAAGAGUCUGGGCUUGAAGAUAUACCCAUAUAUCAAUAUCGAUGCUGGGUUGAUGAACCCUACCGAACAUGGCGAGUGCUUCGUACUCGACGAUGGCGGUGAAGUCGACUUGGAUCUGGGAAACUACGAACGAUACCUCAACAUCACCUUGACCCGAGAGAAUAGCAUCACCACAGGAAAGAUGUACCAACAUGUGAUUGAACGGGAAAGAAGAGGAGACUAUCUCGGGAAGACCGUUCAGGUUGUUCCGCAUUUGACCAACGCCAUCCAAGACUGGAUAGAGAGAGUCGCAAGGAUUCCUGUCGACGACUCGGGUGAAGAGCCGGACGUUUGCAUCAUCGAGCUGGGUGGUACGGUCGGUGACAUCGAAAGCGGCCCGUUCAUUGAAGCCAUGCGACAACUUCGAAGAAGAGCCGGGCGGGAUAAUUUCUGCCAGAUUCAUGUGUCAUUGGUGCCAGUCAUUGGAGGCGAACAAAAGACAAAGCCUACACAGGCAGCUAUCAGAGAUGCACGCUCAGCUGGUCUGGCGCCUGACCUGAUCGCAUGCCGCUGCAAGGAUCGUCUUAUUGAUGCCACCGUCAACAAAAUCGCCAUGUUUUGUCAGGUCGAGCCUGCCCAAGUCAUUGGUGUACACGACCUCGACUCAACAUACCAUGUCCCCAUUCUCCUCGAGCAGGAAGGGUUGCUUACCCAACUCCGCGAACUCUUCCGUCUUGACGCCUACCCUAUCUCACCUACGUUGGUCACGAAAGGCCAACAGCUAUGGCAAGACUGGAAGGCUCUGACAACGUCACAGAACCGAUUCCUGGAAUCUGAAACGGUCACCAUUGCCCUGGUGGGCAAGUACACCAAUCUGCACGACUCAUAUUUGUCCGUCAUCAAAUCCCUGGAGCACAGUGCCAUGGCAUGCCACCGCAAACUAAACCUGGUUUGGGUUGAGGCGAGUGAUCUGGAGAAGGGGACCAUGGAAUCGUCGCCGGAGUCAUAUCACAAGGCUUGGCACCAACUUUGCACCGCCGAUGGCGUCCUGGUGCCUGGUGGCUUUGGUCACCGCGGCACAGAAGGCAUGGUCGCCGCUGCGAACUGGGCACGAACAAAGCCCAAACCAUAUCUCGGCAUCUGCCUGGGUAUGCAAAUCGCCGUCAUCGAAUACGCUCGAAACGUGUGCGGUCUUGAGGAGGCACAUUCGGUCGAGUUGGAUGCACGUACCGGCGAUCCCGUGGUUAUCUUCAUGCCGGAGAUCGAUAAGAGUACGAUGGGCGGCAACAUGCGCCUAGGUCUCAGACCGACCCACUUCCAAGAGGGCACCGAGUGGUCGCGCUUGAGAAAACUAUACAACAACGCCCCUACGGUGAACGAGCGGCAUCGCCACCGAUACGAAGUCAACCCCGAAUACAUCGAGCGCUUGUCCGAAGCCGGGAUGACCUUCAUCGGCAAGGAUGACAAAGGUGAGCGAAUGGAGAUUGUCGAGCUCAAAGACCAUCCAUUCUUUGUUGGUGUGCAAUUCCACCCGGAGUACCUGAGCAGGGUUCUUUCGCCGAGUCCUCCAUAUCUGGGCUUCGUGGCCGCGAGUGCAGGUCUGCUGGAACAGGCCACUGCCGCAGUGGCACGCAAAGCCCAGAGAGCCAAUGGAGCCGGCGGCGGCCAUGAUGGCCAUGUCAACAACGUUUUGACCAAUGGGGUGCGCAAAGUCUCCCUUUCUGGAUCGGCCUCUGGGUUCUAG
Exophiala dermatitidis NIH/UT8656 is the source of this 1803-nucleotide messenger RNA. RefSeq names its product CTP synthase. The transcript is spliced from 3 exons. NCBI's taxonomy places the organism in Eukaryota, Fungi, Ascomycota, Eurotiomycetes, Chaetothyriales, Herpotrichiellaceae. Gene Ontology annotation, cellular component: cytoplasm; cytoophidium. The record is from RefSeq and is a predicted model, not a curated record. Gene Ontology annotation, biological process: CTP biosynthetic process; pyrimidine nucleobase biosynthetic process. The coding region runs from base 1 to 1803 and encodes 600 amino acids. Gene Ontology annotation, molecular function: CTP synthase activity; identical protein binding.